Messenger RNA from Protopterus annectens (West African lungfish), 945 nucleotides. RefSeq names its product phosphatidylinositol glycan anchor biosynthesis class F (gene PIGF). Bases 286 to 945 code for a protein of 219 amino acids. Gene Ontology annotation, biological process: GPI anchor biosynthetic process. Gene Ontology annotation, cellular component: endoplasmic reticulum membrane. NCBI's taxonomy places the organism in Eukaryota, Metazoa, Chordata, Ceratodontiformes, Protopteridae. The transcript has 6 exons. The record is from RefSeq and is a predicted model, not a curated record.
GUCUCUAAGCAGCGUUUAUGAACUACAAUUUAUACUAACUUCCGGGUACGAUUGCUGUGUUAUAUGAAUGUUUUAGUUUAAUGGUACUUUUAACCUUAUGUACAGUUUGUGAAUGUAGGUAGACUGCAUCGUUUGUAGUUUGUACGUGCUGGUUAUUUAUUUAACGUGUACAGGGACUGCUGGCUUGUUGCCAUUUGUUUAGAUAGGCUCUUGCUGUCUUAUAAACCUCUUUGAAGUCCCCAACGUUCAUGUUUUGACAGGUCUGUGAGGCUCAACAAGACAACCAUGAAAGACGGUGAACUCCGAGACAUGUUGUCAGCACAUGGUGUCAUUAUCCUUUCCAUCAUCUUGGCAUCAGUUUUGCCUUUGUUUUUCCUGGAGAAUUUUUCUGUUCUUGGAACACACCACAUCUGGCUGUGCACUUGCUCUUCCUCUGUGGCUGCUGCUAAUAUAUCUUUAUAUUUAGUGCUGAAUCCAAGUCCUUCAUCCAAGCGAAGUACAUUUUCACGUAAGGUUUCCAAAAUCAUUCAGUCUGGAUUGUACUACUUGAUUUCCUGUGUCAUGUUUCAUGCAAUUUUUUGUCUCUAUGGAGCUCCACUACUAGAGUCUGUAAUGGAGACAUUUUUGCUGGCUGUUCUGCUGUCUACUUUCACCACUUUGCGUUGCCUGUAUAUGCUGGGUCCAAACAUACAUGCAUGGGUCCGGGUCUUCAGUAAGAAUGGAGCUUUGACUGUUUGGGAAAGAAGUUUGCAGAUCACUAGUGCUUGUAGUGUCAUGGGAACAUGGCUUGGAGCAUUUCCAAUUCCACUGGACUGGGACAGACCUUGGCAGGUGUGGCCCAUUUCAUGCUCAUUGGGAGCAACAUUUGGCUUUGUGGUUGGUCUCCUCUUUGCACCACUCUGGAUACACUGGCACAGAAAGCAACUAACAUACAAAAGCAGAUAA